AUGUCUCUUUCUUCCGAUUUCCGUACUAAGGAGGUUGACACCCUGAACCAAGAUGGAAAUUCUUCCUCUGAAGGGUCUGUAAAUGACUAUAAUAAAAAUGAUACCGUGUCUUAUUGUGGAAACCGUGAAGAUAACGAAGAGGAGGAUCUCGAUGAUGAGUUAGUACGGAUUGAAUCUUCGGCGAGGACGUCAAGGCAGUUAAGUCGCUUGAUUACUGGUCAGGCAUCUUUGAUAGAAAAAGCAAACGAUACAGAUGAACCUCUACCUAAAAUGGGUGGUGGAAGAGAUCUUCCACCUUACCCUGGCAAUAAGGAAAUCUAUAUGGUAACUUUCGAUGGUCCUGAUGAUCCGCUUCAUCCUCAUAACUGGCCAUUCCGUAAAAAGUUGAUUCUGUGUGUUAUAGUUGCACUAUCUGCGUUGGCUUUGACAUUAGGAUCAGCAAUGUAUUCUACCGCUACCGAAGUUAUUAUGGAGAAAUUCCACGUGGGAGAGUCAGUGGCAACACUAGGAACUUCACUAUUUGUCUUUGGCUUUGCUUCAGGGCCCAUUGUCUGGGGACCAUUAUCUGAAUUAUAUGGAAGAAAAGCUGCUUUAGUGCCUUCUUGUUUUGGUUUUGUUUGUUUCACCUUCGCUGUUGCUACUGCAAAAGAUUUUCAGACAAUUAUGAUAUGUAGAUUUUUUGCUGGUUUCGUCGGUGCAGCACCAUUAGUUGUUGCUCCAGCUGCUAUGGCGGAUUUUUUUGAUGCAGCUACUAGAGGUUUGGCUAUGAAUACAUUUGCAUUGGUUGUUUUUGGUGGCCCAAUGUUGGCACCGAUUCUAGGCGCUUUCACAGUCAAGAACAGUGAGCUUGGGUGGAGAUGGACGUCAUAUUUUAGUGGCAUAGUCGGAUGUCUUCCUCUUGUUCUUUUAGUGUUAUUUUUUGAGGAACCGCAUCAUCCCAUAAUUUUGGCAAGGAAAGCAGAAGUAUUAAGAAGAAGGACAGGCAAUUGGGGAAUUCAAGCGCCUAUUGAUGAAGUAAGUUUGUCGCUCAAAGAAAUAUUCGAAAAUAACAUUACAAGACCUGUCAUAAUGCUUUUUACUGAACCCAUUUUAUUUUUGAUAUCCUUGUACAAUGCUUUUAUUUAUGGCUUGUUGUACACAUUUCUUACAGCUAUUCCAUUAAUAUUUUCAGGCAGGUAUGGUUUUGUUGGUGGUGUUGCUGAAUUGCCUUAUCUUUCUAUGCUUAUUGGAAUAUUCAUUGGUGGCAUUGUUUCUUUAUAUUUUGCCAAAACAUAUAAUAGGGCAAUGGUCGCUAAUAAUGGUAAACCUGUUCCCGAGGAACGUUUACCUCCCAUGAUGUUAGGAUCAUUCUUCUUUGCUGGUGGAUUGUUCUGGUUAGGUUGGGCUGGCGAUUUCCCGGAUAGAGUUCAUUGGAUCGUUCCGACUAUUGGAGCAUCUUUCAUCGGUUUUGGUUUACUCCUCAUCUUUUUGCCAUGUAUCAACUACAUUGUAGAUUGUUAUUUACUUUUCGCAGCAUCCGCGUUAGCGGGUAACAAUAUGUUACGUUCGUCAUUUGGGGGUGCUUUCCCUCUAUUUGCCUAUCAAAUGUUUACUAAUAUGCACAUUAAAUGGGCAUCUACGUUGUUAGGCUGCAUCGCAAUUGUCUUGAUUCCAGUGCCUUUUUUAUUUUAUAAAUAUGGUAAAGGUAUCAGGGCAAGGUCGAAAUAUGCCUUUGUACUUUGA
Priceomyces carsonii is the source of this 1722-nucleotide messenger RNA. RefSeq names its product MFS transporter. The coding region runs from base 1 to 1722 and encodes 573 amino acids. Gene Ontology annotation, molecular function: transmembrane transporter activity. The transcript has a single exon. Gene Ontology annotation, cellular component: plasma membrane. Gene Ontology annotation, biological process: transmembrane transport. NCBI's taxonomy places the organism in Eukaryota, Fungi, Ascomycota, Pichiomycetes, Serinales, Debaryomycetaceae. The record is from RefSeq and is a predicted model, not a curated record.